AUGAGCAUGGAUCCCUCGUCAUCAAGGUCACAAGCAGAACUACUCAAGAAAGAGAGGGAGCAAUUUCGCGCACAGAUUGCAGCAGAUGACGACGACGCGCUUGCGCCUUAUGAACGAUAUGUCAAUUGGCUCACCGAACAGGCACGCGUUUCUCCGCAGGGACCAUUCGAUCUCGAACUUCUUACUGUGUUGGAAGAAGCAGUACGCCCUCGUAAGGACGACCCUGAUUACAAGAAUGAUGUGCGCUAUGCGAAGCUGUGGCUUGCUUACGCGCGUCAUGUCGAGAAACCAGAUAUUAUCUACGUGUUCUUGCUCAAGAAUGAGAUUGGCGUAAGAAAUGCUCAGCUGUACGAAGACUAUUCUAUGUCUUUAGAGAGUCAGGAUAGGUUUCGAGAAGCCGAGGAAGCAUAUCGUCUUGGUAUUUCACGAAGCAAACGUGGUGCGGACAGGUUGAAAACUCGUUACUGGGAGUUCAAGCAGCGCGUUGAAACAAAGAGCACAUUAAAGGCGACCCGAAAGCCACCAUACGUCCCUCCUGGCGAGGGCUCCUCUUUGGGUGCUAAGCUGUAUCGGAACCCCUUAAGGAAUAUAUCUAGCAAGCGUGCUCGCACUUCCAAUUCCGGGCCAGACGUUGCCGCCGCCGCCGCUCCUGAAAAUCCGACGCCAUCGCCGAACAAAGUUGAAUCAGUAGAAAAUAGGAAGUCGGACCCUUACGCAUACAUGACAGCUGCAAUGAAUGCCCCGACUGCACCUGGAAAGAAGGUGGAGAAGUACCGCUUUGACAUGUCUUUACUGUUUUGCGACGGCCAAGAAUUCUCCAUUCAAGAAGCGCGAGCUGCUUCUCUUGGUCUACUCGGGAAGAAAUGGGGCGCGCCACCUGCAUCGGAGCUAGGUCCUCCUAAACCUGCUUCUACUAAGCAAGCUACCGUCAGUUUGAAAGACGAAGGUGGUAGUCGACCGGCAACUAAAACGAAUCAUCUGCGCGUGAACACAAACAUGACAGCGCAACUAGCUGACGGACCGACAGUGACACUCAACACGAAAGAGGCUCUGAAAGAUGUGUUUGGAAUGUAUAACUCGCCGGAUCGGACGAUGAAAACGACAAACCUUGCUGGGAGCAAGCACGCGCCAGUCACUAAGCUUGAUGCUCAAGCUGCGGCUCAAUCCCGAAAUGCCUUGAAGAAGAUAACGGAGGUGGGAAAUGAGAACGAACAAAGAAAUGCUCCUUUCCGGCCCUUUGUUGAUAACGAGAACAAGAAGGAGAAUGCAGCUCCUGCACCUGCAAAGUUUAAACCGUUCGUGGACGAGAACCUCAAUAACAAGACUCCUCAUGUCACGCCUAAACCGCGCAAGGGUCUUGCCGUCAAGGAAAUUCCUGUACAGACGCCAGUCAAUAAGCUGAGGGAGCAGUCUGAGGAUGAGGAUAGCGUUGACGAGCGCGACACUGAAGAACUGCAACCCCGUAACGCAUUCGGUAGGGUGUUCACGCCUGUCAACCAAACUGAGAAGACCAGACCAGCACUUCAACCAAAGGUACUACAAGAGCGGCCGUCCGUUUUCCGCGACUCUCAGCAGAGUAAUGGACAGACACAUGGUGUGCUUGGUUCAAAAGUAUUUAGUCGUCCAGCAGAAGCUCGGCCACUCUCACAACCUCAAGCCUUUAGUACACCAGGAAAUUCCCAGGAAAAUGGACCAAAUGGGUCUGCUUUCCAACGGAGUACUUCUGCUCCCCAGCGAUUCGCGUUUACGCCUGUUUCUCGUGACCGACAAGUACAGGCAUUUACACCUCGUCGUACUCCAUUGCAACCCGUCGAACCAGAGCCAGAGCCAGAAUCCGAAUACGAGCCCGAACACGAGCCCGAAGCUGAACUAGAACCUGAACCCGAGCUCGAGGAAGAGAUCGUCGAAGAAAUCGAGGACUAUGGCGAAGAUUUCGAGUCUGAUUCUCCCGCAAGUGAGGUUCUACAGGAGGACGAGGAAGUUGGAUACUACGACGAGGAGGAUUACCAGUCGAUGCCCAUGGGUGGAAGGCUUGGCCAUGUCGACGUUAUGACACCUAUCGCUGAACGGACUUUUGAAUGCACUGUAACGUCGCGAACGAUGCUCGGGACGCCUGGUGAUGCGAAUGGCUCAGUCCUAGAUAGAGGUCUUCCGAACCACGGCAAAGACGCUGCCUUAGCUGCCGAGAGGCUGGCCCAAGAGCUCAGAGAAGAAGAGGAGAGAGCAAGGGCAAGAGAGGCAGAUGUUGACAUGGAAGAUGUCGUCAACAUUGAAGACGAUGAAAGCUCCGAAGUCGACGUAGAAACGGAAGAAGACGAACUCGUCGAGCGGACCGGAACCUUGUCGCUUGCAGAUGCGAUAGCUGUCGCAUCGUCAUUCAAGCCGCCGAAUCCUUGCAAUCCAUCCGAUCCACAUAUUCUAAACACAUUAAUCUCACUCAUUCCGCAAGAGCCCGAGUUCCACGAUUUAAGAACAGAAGUAUCAGGUCAAUUCGACAGCUUGCAGAAAUUCGCGUCGAAGCAGGGUCGUCGUGGAAGCAGUCGGUCGUCGUCAUCUCGAACGUCCGAUAGCGCGGAUUUUUUCCGAAUACAGCUACCCGAUCGAGCAUUCAAAGUCUUGGAUAAGCUCGGUGAAGGUGGCUUUGGUGCAGUGUUCAGGGCGAAAGUUAUCCGAAGCAUUGAAGACGAAGACGGUGAUGAUAUGGAUUCCGAUGACGAGGACUCCGAUGACGAGGAUGUUAGCCGCUUUGCCUUGAAAGUUGUCAAGCCACGAAACAUAUGGGAAUACCACAUCCUUCGUCGCAUACACAGUGUUCUACCGGCUCAUUGCAGGCAAUCCGUCAUCACUCCACACGCUUUAUUUGCCUACCAGGACGAAAGUUUCCUCAUCCUGGAUCUAUGUACCCAAGGAACUCUCUUAGACGUAGUGAACCGCGCAGGUGAGGCAGGCAUCUUACACCAAGGUGCAUGUCUCGACGAACUACUCGUCAUGUUCUUCACGAUCGAAUUAAUCAAGUUCGUCGAGAGCAUGCACAGUAUCGGAUUCAUUCACGGGGAUCUCAAGAUCGAUAAUUGUCUUCUGCGUCUCGAAGACGUACCUGGUGGCACGAACGCGUGGUCGGGGAUGUACCAGUCGACAGGAGAGGGUGGUUGGAAGUAUAAGGGUAUAAAGAUGAUUGACUUUGGACGUACGAUCGAUACGAGGAUGUAUCCAGCCGGACAACAGUUUAUAGCGGAUUGGGAGACAGACGUACGCGAUUGUCCCGCGAUGCGAGAGAAUCGAUCGUGGACGUACGAGACCGACUAUUUCGGUCUCGCAGGAAUCGUCUACUGUAUGCUGUUCGGAAAAUACUUCGACAACGGGACUGUCGUACCCGAUUCUGAUGACGACAGUAAAUCGGAAACGAGACGAUACAAACUCGCAACCCAGUUUAAACGAUAUUGGCAAACGGAAAUAUGGACUCGCUUGUUCGAUCUUUUGCUAAACCCGACGCUUGCGAGACCCGAUCGGUCGCUUCCUUUGGUUCCCGAGCUGACUGAGACGAGGGAGGAGAUGGAAACGUGGCUUUCGAGCAACUGUAACAGAAGUUCGAACACCCUGAAAGGACUUCUGAAGAAAGUAGAGCGAUCUGUAUUGUCUUGUUCAAGAUGAUUCCGUUUAUUCCUCUUCUUUCCUUUGUUCACUCCGUAAAUCGUGUUGUAUUGUCCGGGAUUUAGAGAACGUACCACUACAUAAUAUUCAUCGCUCAUUUUUC
Messenger RNA from Fomitiporia mediterranea MF3/22, 3754 nucleotides. RefSeq lists its product as uncharacterized. The transcript is spliced from 5 exons. Lineage: Eukaryota; Fungi; Basidiomycota; Agaricomycetes; Hymenochaetales; Hymenochaetaceae. Gene Ontology annotation, molecular function: ATP binding; protein kinase activity. The coding region runs from base 1 to 3651 and encodes 1216 amino acids. The record is from RefSeq and is a predicted model, not a curated record. Gene Ontology annotation, biological process: meiotic sister chromatid cohesion, centromeric; protein phosphorylation; mitotic spindle assembly checkpoint signaling.